Messenger RNA from Megalobrama amblycephala (Wuchang bream), 3430 nucleotides. It is a transcript of the gene sema4e, whose product is annotated as semaphorin 4e. The transcript is spliced from 16 exons. Gene Ontology annotation, molecular function: semaphorin receptor binding; chemorepellent activity. Lineage: Eukaryota; Metazoa; Chordata; Actinopteri; Cypriniformes; Xenocyprididae. The record is from RefSeq and is a predicted model, not a curated record. Gene Ontology annotation, biological process: positive regulation of cell migration; axon guidance; neural crest cell migration. The coding region runs from base 618 to 2909 and encodes 763 amino acids.
GUUGGAUGCAAAACAUCUUAAUAAAACAAAGUCAGUAUUUAAUACUGAUCAUGCUAGUAAUGUUGAAAAAAUGUUAACGUUAACAAAAUACUUUUAAAUCAUUGUUUCAAUGAUUCAGCUUUGAUGUUGAUUCGCUCGUGAGUAAACGUUGAAAUGACUGAUGCAGAAGAAUGUCUUUGACUUCACACUGCAGGAUCUGAGCCAUUUAAUGGCCUCUCACACAGAGCAGCAGACACCAUGAGCUCCAUUCACUGCAGAGCCACGACUCGAAACACACUUUCUGUUGUCUUUGUGACUUAGACCAGUUUGAUUUGUUUUUCAUUGGAGGACUAGAGCAGUGUGUGUGAAGAGGAACCACUCAUGCGACGACAGGAGAACUGAGAGACUAACUGAGAAUUCGGUUGCAUGAUGGCCUCACAGGGUUCUUUGCUGCUUCUUUGAACAGCGUUCUUUGCAGCUAAAGUCAUAUAUCUCAGUAUGGAAGUGCUCCGGACUGAAGCAGGGGAGAAGACAAGGAUGAGAAAACUCUGACAGACAGACGACAGAGGAAUCUAGCAUUCGCACAGUCUUUUUGACCAGAAUCACUGACUAAUUGUUUUUUACUGGAACGCUGAACGAUGCUUCUGCUGGCUGUUCUGUGCAUGUUGUACGUCUGGAGUCCAGCAACGCUGAUCGGUGGACAGGGAUCAUCAACGAAUAUCAUACCUCGGAAAAAAGUGCCAAAAAGUAGUAAUGGAGGACGUUUGUUUCGUGAGGAGGGUGUUUGGAACUACACCACUAUGCUUCUGAGGGAAGAUCUCAACAUGCUCAUCCUGGGUGCCAGGGAAGCCAUUUUUGCCCUCGAUCUAGAUGACAUUACAGUCAGGAAGGCCAUGGUGAAUUGGCCAGUCUCAGAAGAGAAGCAAAAAGGAUGUUCUAUUAAAGGAAAAGAUGCUACGAAUGACUGCAAAAAUUACAUCAGAAUUCUUCAUAAAAGGGACGAUGACAGAAUGUAUGUUUGUGGAACCAAUGCAUUCAACCCAACCUGUGACUAUAUGUCCUAUUUAAAUGGUGAGCUGAAAUUAGACAACAAGCAAGAAGAUGGGAAGGGGAAAUGUCCGUUUGAUCCUUUUCAACGAUACGCGUCUGAGAUGGUUGAUGGAGAGUUAUACUCCGCCACUUCACUGAACUUCUUGGGCUCAGAUCCAGUUAUGAUGCGCAGCACAGGCGAAAUCAUACGGACAGACUAUUGGUUCAAUGAACCAAAUUUUGUCCGCAUGGCCUACAUACCGGAGGGAAAAUCGAGCCCAGAGGGGGAUGACGACAAGAUCUAUCUGUUCUUCAGUGAGACCGCAGUGGAAUAUGAUUCAUUGUUCAAGGUGGAUGUCUCUCGGGUAGCUCGCGUCUGCAAGGGAGACAUGGGUGGGCUGAGGACGCUGCAAAAGAAGUGGACAUCAUUUCUAAAAGCGAGGCUUGACUGUCCCUUUCCAAACAUCAAGCUGCCUCUUCUGGUCCAGGACGUGUUCCAGUUGUGCCAAGAUGACUGGACCACCUGCACUUUUUAUGCUGUUUUUACUCUACAAUUAGACUCCUCUGAAUACUCUGCAGUAUGUGCAUACAAAAUUGAAGACAUCAAGACUGUGUUCUCAAAUAGCAAGUUUAAGACUCCUGUUACCGUCGCAACGUCAUUUGUGAAGUGGGUGAUGUACUCGGGCGAAGUACCUGACCCCCGACCUGGAGCAUGCAUUGAUAAUCAUGCCAGAGAUAAGAACAUCAACAAAUCUCUGGAUCUGCCAGACAAAACAUUGCAGUUUAUCAGAGACAAGCCUCUGAUGGACCAGCCCGUCAAAGCCAUUGGAGAGCGACCACUGCUGGUGAAGACAGGCAUUGCUUUCACUAGAAUUGUGGUGGCCACAGCGACUGCCUUGAACGGGAGCAGCCAUCAAGUCAUGUUCAUUGGCACAAAGAACGGUUCAGUGCUGAAAGCUGUGAAUUAUGAGGGAGAGAUGGUUAUUAUGGAAGAGAUUCAGCUAUUUGAGCCCUCACAGCCUGUCAAGAUACUGCGACUUUCCAACAGCAAGAAACAACUGUACGUGGGUUCGGAGGUGAGCGUGAUGCAGCUGUCCAUCAGUGAAUGUGGGCGGUACCACACGUGUCCAGACUGUGUUCUGGCCAGGGAUCCGUACUGUGGCUGGGACCUCAACGUGGGCCGCUGCUCUACCAUAAACAGCACACACAGAACAAGAACCAGCACCGUGAUUCAGAGUUUGAGUGACGGUGACGCUAGUCGAUGUCCACAAAUAGGUGGCAGUAAGCCAGUCAACAUCUGGUUUAUCCAUGACAAUACCGUGAAGCUGUGGUGCCAGCCUUAUUCCAACCUGGCACAGGUUCACUGGAAGGUGAACGGAAAACCGAUCAAACCGUCAGACACCUUCCAGAUCCUCUCCGACAGCCUGAUGAUCCUUAACGCCUCUGCAAAAGACAGCGGCUACUACACCUGCAGUUCUGUCGAGCGGAAACACGAGGUGCAGCACAUAGCAUAUGAUCUGCAAAUGUUGUCAGGACCUGGGACUGCAGAAUCACUCCAUGACGUUAAGGGAAAAAAGAACACCCUAGUGGCUAUGGUGGUGAUAUUGUCGCUAAUUCUAGCUACGUUAGUAAUUUGGAACCUGUACAAAGGGCAUUUACCUUUGCCGUGUUGCCACGGUAGGGUAAAAGACAUGGCCGACAGGAACGUAGAUGAGAGUUUGUCUGCAAGCCAGGCUCAACAACAUAAAGUAGCAUCACCAACCGUGAACUUGAACAGCAACAACAACUAUGCAAACAUCCAGAGGUCUUCCAUCUCUAGAGAGACAGACAGGCUCUCAACCACUGUUGGUUCCUCAGGUCAGAUCUCAUUGAGAUACAGAGAUGAUGAAUCAGAGAUUUGAGAUUGUUUUUAUGCACAGACUUGCUAAUGCAGCUAAUGUGUGGUCAUUUAAAUGCAGACCAAGCCCACGGGUGCUGGUUCCUCUUUUGCAGCUGUUAACUUUUGACUAAACUGCUGUUUUGAACUGCUUUGUGUUCUUGAUGAAUUGCCUUCAAUUCUAAAUGGCAACGUUCAACCAUCAUAUGCCAACAUGUCCAAUGGACAAAAACCAGACUUUUUAGUCUGUCCACAUUGCAGUCCGUUCAAAGUCAAAUCACUUGGUGGCCAUAUUUGUAACGCCACUAGGCAGCUAAUUCUACUGCUGUUCCUCACUAUUCACCAAAUCUUUUGCACAGCCGACUUUUUAUUUUCUUUCUUUUUCUAUUCAAACUAUAGCAGCAAAUACCCACACUUGCCACUUGAGAGCGGAUGUACGUGAUAAGAAAUAAGUGUGCAAGACUGUCUUAGGUCUAAAAAAUGCCACAUCUCAGUGUCCUUAACUCAAUAAAUCCAUCUCUAAUACUGCUUCAGAAUAUUUAAAGA